CUCCGGUGCAAUACGAAUGAUUAGAAAAUUACAAAUGGCUUCCGUUUUCGACUUUUGGCUAUUCUAAUUCAUUAUUGGCAUGGUUUUCUAAUCAAGAGCUUCGUUUUCUCAAGACGAAAGUGUUAGAUCGUAAAGUCACUAGCAUAGUUGUCUCCCACAAUGGGCAUACAGGACCUUCAAACCUUUUUGGAGAAUGAGGGAGUUGGAGUGGAUUUGUUUCGUAUUGCUAGAAAUCAUCCCGGCGGGUUCCGGCUGGUGCUUGACGCAGAAGGGUGCUUAGAUCGCCUCUACGGCGGAUAUUUCUCAGAUUGGGCAUGUGGAGGUCAGUGGGCACGAUGUGUUCAGUUCCUCACAACAUUAGCACAAGCUCUUGCGGAACAUCAAGUGGCUCUGUGUGUGUGCUUUAAUGGUGCCCAUCCCACUCCACCAGCAGUUCCUCAACACUGGAUCCAGACUCAAACCAUGUACCGGCAGAGGGUCAACUCUGUAUUGCGACACAUUGUCACAAAAGGCACUCCACCACCGAAGGUCUGGUGGGUACCACCAAUGGGUCUACAUUCCUGCCUGAGGACUGCUCUGAGAUACCUCAAUAUUCCAAUUAUGGUAUCUUCUGAUGAUCAUUGCCAAGAAGUAGUUGGUCUAUGCCGUGAGAAAACAUAUGCUGGCCUAGUGGGUUGCUCUGGGGAAUACCUAGUGUUUCAGCCUCCAAGAUAUUUCAGUUCAUCACAACUGAAGCUUACAUACAGGUCAUCACUGGAGACAAAAGAGUAUAUGGUGCAUGAAUUGCCAAAAGUUCUGGAUGUCCCACAAGACCGUUUGUGUUUGAUGGCGGCCUUGCUGGGUGGAACCAUACUGUCUGAACAAAGUCUUACAGACUUUUACAAGCGAGUCGGAAUUACGUCGAAAAAGCAAGUGCCUCCAGAGACUCUGAUCAAGGCGGUGUGCCAGUUUGUACGUGAACUGCCUUCCGCCGACGUUGACGCCGCUUGCGUCGAACUAUUCGGCGAUCUCAACGAUCUCCGCGCUGCCAAACUCAAACAAGCUGUACAGUAUUAUCUCAACGGCACUAAAGAUGGCUUCCUCAAAUACAGGACUGCAUCUGGCCGCCGCCCGAAAAAUAAUAGAAAGAACCAGAAGCCCGAGUCAAGCCCACCAUCAACUUCAACGGACUUGGACACUACCAAGCUGGCGACAGAGUCGACUGAACAUGAGCAAAAAGGCUUGGAAGAUUACAAAUUGGCAACAGCAAACGCGUCAAUGAACGCGGACUUUAGCAUGGAGGAGCGAGGGCCGGACGUGAGCCAGAGCCUCGCGGCCGUGUCGCUCGAGGGCGGAGACGCCGGCGCCGCCAAGCCGCCUGCCGCCGUCGCCGCCGACGACAAUAAAAAGCCGCAACCGCCGGCCAAAGAGAGUCGGCAGAGCGUGAGCAAGAGUGCGUCGAGCGAGGACAACUGCCCCGCGGCGCCGGGCGAGGUGCUGCGCACGUGCGCGGAGCGGCACGCACGCGGCCUCAUGCACCCGCACAUGCUGGCCAUCCUCACGCACCGCCAGGUGGCGCUGCCCGUGCUCAUGGAGGACGACAACCACCGCGAGAUCCCCUCCAUACACCACUUCUUCCGACCCAUCCGACAGAACGUCUACGCUAUACUGUACAACAUGCAUCACCACCGGUUCAUGGCGCAGAAGGCUAAAGAGGAAGGCACAGCAAGCACAUCGGCCUCCGACCGCCCGUGCACCGUGCAGAUUGCAGAGUGGAUCUACUCGCGCGUCAAUUCCGGCAAAAGCCCGGAGAUUGUCCCGGGUGUCGUGCUAGAGUGGCCAGUGCCCACUGUGCAAAGGCUUUGGUUCGGAACUGCCCAAGACGAUAAAUGCCGCCGAAUGCGAGCUUUCCUAUCUUGCAUGCGCUCUGAUACACCUCUGAUGCUGAACACGUCUUAUGUGCCUCAACAUCUGCUGAUCUUAGCUACCGUAUUGAGAUUCAUCAUGACGUCCCAGAUACAAAUUCUGAGGCGUCAGGAAUUGGACGCAUUCUUGGCAACAGCUUUCUCCAGUGAUCUCAUGAACGCUCUCCAUCUUCAAGAGAUGAAUGUGAACGGCAUAAGCUCUCGCGGCGUGCAACUAGGCGCACUGGUAAUGGCGGGAGCGGAGGCGGCUCUGCUAGCCAACGACGCGUGCGGUGCACCAGUGCCGUGGCUCGUGGCCGCGCCCUGGCUCUACUUCGACGGCAAGUUGCUGCAACGCAACCUGCAACGCGCCACACACUGCAAGCAUCUCGCUCAGCUUUGUGACAAUCAUCUGGACACCGUCGUGAAGGUGGAACGCAUGCGCAAAGCCAUCUUGGAAGGUCUGGAAGUGGAGUUCGCGAUGCCGCCGCUGCCGCUGGUGGCAUCGCUAGGCGGCUGGGCGCGCGGCCGCGGGCGCGGCGCGCGGCUGGAGAUAGCCGGCGUCGUGGUGGGGCAGUGGGGCGGCGGCAGCUACCCCGCGCGCACCGCGCGCUACCCGCAAGUGAGCUACGUGGGCUACACGCCACCGGUGCGCAACGCAUACGGAUCUCGCGGCGCAUACCGCGGCGGGCGCGGUCGCGGGCGCGGGGCGCGCGGCGCCGCCGCCCCCCGCGCCCCGCGCCGCCAGCGCCGCGACGACGAGCCCGCCAAACCCGCCACGCUCUCUGUCAACGGCAAAACUGUGAGGCCGGAUGAGGUCAGCACUCAAGCUGAAGAAGGAAGCCCCCAUGAGGAUACUUCAGCUGCCGAUAAUGAUACUGAUGGAGCACAAGCUCAGAAAACGAAGACUGCUAAAAAUGCCAAGAAGAAUAUGGGAAAGGGCAAGAAGAAGAGCACCAACCAGAAGACUGAGGUAGCCCAGACGCUGGAGGCGAACGGGCCCCACGACAAGAAUAAGGUUACGGAGUCUAGCCAAAUAACUGAAAAGGAGCACAUUGGCCAAGGUGAUGCACCAGUUUCUAACUAACUGUUCUAGCUCUAAAGGUAACUUUGCGGUUUUUUCCCUCCCUUCAUUUUGACCUUUUAACAUUUUAUUAUUCUCUUGUUCUAGCUUUAGAAUGUUUAAAUAUACCUAGUACAUUUACCAGUUGUCAUUUUUUAUUUAGAGUAAAUUUUGAGGAAAGCUUGCCAUAACCAGAUAUUCAUAUACUUUAUGUUGCUAGUGAUAUUUACAACACUCUGGUGUAGAAAUCUAUUGCUGCAGUCCAAAAUAAUGUAGUAUUGUUUUGUGUUACGUUCACUAGCAUUAUUUGUCAAUAUCACUAAUAACGUUACUUUACUGCGGAAUCUUUAAAGUCUUGGGAAUAACAUUAAGAUCGUAAUUAUGUUAGCACGUAUCUGUGCGAGAUUGCAUAAUAGAUUUGUAAACAGAAGAAUAACCAAAUCAUUACACGUGGCAGAUUUGUUAUUGUCUGUAGGAUGUAAGGUAAGAUCAUUAAUCGCAAUAUAUGUAUACGUGCCUGAAGAUCUAAAAGACUUCCCAAUUUUGAGACUGAUUUUAUAUUAUGUUAAUUGACACUUAGAAGUGUUCAAUUAAUAUGUAAUAAAGACAAAUGACACCAACUUGAGACGUAAAUGUCUCGAUAAGCUCCUUAAUAAGACAAUCGUAAGCCUCUUUGGACAUUUUGUUUUGUGCUAAAAAGACAUCUAUGUGCAAGCCAAAAAAUGCUCGCAAAUAUAUAGCAAAUAACAUAGUGACCAAAGAGUUGGUUCUAAAACUUGAGGUAGUACAAUAAUAAUAUCUCUAAAAGGGUAACAAAGCCUCAAGGGAAACCACUAUUUGACAAGUGAUAAUUAGAAAAUAUAUAUUAAAAUGUUGAUUGUUAAGUCACAUUUGAUUGAAAAGUGAGAUGACUUAGUAAAUAAUAUGUUUUUGUUUGCAUAUAAAGUACUGAGUCAACGUUAUUUAUUUACACAUAGUAUAUUUACAAUUUACCAAAUCAUUAUUUUUUAUUUUUAAGCUUGGUUUGGCCUAUGGAAUCCCUGAGACGAGGUUAUUGUGAUGUCAGAAAGAGAAGCUUGGGAUGUUUUUGUCCUGGGCAAAGUAACAUAUUUGUGACAUUGUUGAUUACAUGGGUUAAACCAAAUGUUUUCAGACUUGUUUUUGGGAAUUCUUGAUAAAUAAUUUAGGCAAUAUUGAAUGCGCGCGAGAAUGUUAUUUUAACAUGCCAGAAGAUACUAUUUACCAAUUUGGCAAUAAACUCUAAUUUACUGGUUGAAAUGUAUCCUCUUACAUGUUAUGUGUGACGAUUGUUAUCCUACGAUUAUGUCCUGUACGAUGUCCGAGUCUCGUGGAGAUGUACCGAACACGCGUAUCAUACAUAAUCUUAGAAGGAAUGUUAAAAAUUUAGAAUAGAAAUUGCAUUUAUUGAAUGAAAGUUGGUGCUUUGUAAUUUUUGUAGGACUGCCUGAAACGAGUCUGAAACUAAUAGAUUUAAGUCUAACGAUAGACGUUUAAUGAAACUGAAGGAACAUUCGUAUGUUGACGCUCCCACAUCCUAUAGGGUAUUAUUUCGAUAGGGAAUCUUAGAUUUGUUAGUGAUAUAUUUAUAUGCAUUUUCGGGAAUCAACAUCGCGAAUGUUCUUCAAUUUAUAUGUAUUUUUGUAAAUUUGUUAUAUUGUUAUACUUAAAUUUAGCUGGAAUGACUAACAAGGAUAUUUGAGACAGUCUUGGUAAGAGACUCGGUUGGUGAUAAUACUGUCACAAUUAUCAACGAACCGAUACAUUCCAUGAUAACAUGAACAAUCUAUUAAUUGGACAGUUGACAUCAAUCGAGAAUGGAACUAAAUGAAGACUUUACAAUUUUUGGAAUGCUUGUACCCUGGCCAGAAGAUAGACAAUGUGAAUAUGUUGCUACAAUAACGUGAUUGAUUUUAACAAUCAGAUAAUGAUCAGAACUUGAGUGCAGAGCACACGUACACAUCGCAGCCACUGUGCUGUUCCAAGAGAAUAAUUGCCAAACAAAGUAUAUCGCAUCUGACUUCGUAAGAUGAGCCCGCGCCCUGUGCGCGAGGCGACGGAGCUGGGCCCCGCCCGCGCGGCCCGUGCGCGCCGCUGCGGUGACCGCCCGCUCCCAUUGCUAAUGUAUUCGCUAGCCGUCGCUGAGCGCGACUACACUUUAUAUUAUACAUUUAAACGUUUAUAUAUUAUUGCUUGCUUAUUAAUAAACACGAUGUGUAGCGUUUAGAAUUUUAACUUCAAUGUAUUUUGAUUUGUUUAAGAAUUAUGUGUAACAGCAAUAAAGCAUGUUAAUUAGAGGGAUAUGUGGAAUGUAAUAAGUUUCAAUUACUUACAUUUAUAUCCAGCGGCUCGUAACUGAAAGGCACUAUCUACCUAUAUAUACCAGCAUUACUUGUAUUGCAUAAUGGAUGUGUACUCUCAUAACAUAAUCAUGGGCUGCCUUUUAAGUUACACCGUAUUUGUUCUGCUUAAAGUAUACUUUGUCACACAUAAUUAAAAUGUAACAUUAGUGGUGAUUUAAAGAAGGAAGUAGAUUUUAUUUUUCUCUUUUAAACCCAUUAUUCACUAUAGUUUUAGAUUGUUCAACAAUAUACCUUUACUACAUUUUAUAAACUUGUUUGCUGACAAUUGUCAUUUAAAAUAUUGUCAACAUAAUAUAAUCAAAUUAUAUUAGAAUACUUGUCAUGUAUAACAUAAACAUUUUUCGUAAUUGAAGUAGCAAACGUGGAACUGUGGCUUUUUUGAAAACACUUAUAACUUAAGUACGUAAACCUGCAAUGUGAAAUUUUAAAAAGUUCAUUACUAUUUUAGUUUAUGAACACAAAAAAAUAUAUAUUGGAUGAAUUUAAAUUGUAAAGAGUUGUAUUUGUCUUCAAAUAAAACGUUCCAUCAUUA
This is a messenger RNA of Pectinophora gossypiella (pink bollworm), 5859 nucleotides long. Its product is annotated as constitutive coactivator of PPAR-gamma-like protein 1. Gene Ontology annotation, cellular component: nucleus. The record is from RefSeq and is a predicted model, not a curated record. The transcript is spliced from 19 exons. NCBI's taxonomy places the organism in Eukaryota, Metazoa, Arthropoda, Insecta, Lepidoptera, Gelechiidae. The coding region runs from base 160 to 2970 and encodes 936 amino acids.